Dictyostelium purpureum is the source of this 231-nucleotide messenger RNA. RefSeq lists its product as uncharacterized. Lineage: Eukaryota; Evosea; Eumycetozoa; Dictyosteliales; Dictyosteliaceae. The record is from RefSeq and is a predicted model, not a curated record. The transcript has a single exon. Bases 1 to 231 code for a protein of 76 amino acids.
AUGGUAUUAAUUAUUCUUCUCCAUUCCACGACAAAUCUUUCUUUGAUUUUCAAAAUAAUUUGCUCUCAUCAACCUUCAACAGCAGACCCCCAAUCCCCCAGACUCUAUACUGGUAGCUUUGGUAAUCCAUCAUCAUUAUCAUCACCAUCACCAUCAUCCGUAUAUUCUAUUCUCUAUUAUCUUUUGACAAUUAAUAAUCAUAUCCACAACUGUAAUCCUAAAACCAAUUAA